Thamnophis elegans (Western terrestrial garter snake) is the source of this 528-nucleotide messenger RNA. Its product is annotated as zinc finger protein 329-like. The coding region runs from base 1 to 528 and encodes 175 amino acids. The transcript is spliced from 2 exons. NCBI's taxonomy places the organism in Eukaryota, Metazoa, Chordata, Lepidosauria, Squamata, Natricidae. The record is from RefSeq and is a predicted model, not a curated record.
AUGUCAGUGGUGGAAAAGAUCCACAAAGCUGUCUAUUGUGGGAAAAGCAAAGAUUGUAGAAUUAUGCUCGAGAGGAUCCACACUGGAGAAAAGCCAUAUCAGUGUUCCCAAUGCAGCAAAAGCUUUAGUCAGAAUGGUUUCCCAGUUGUUCAUGGAGAAGCUCAUCCCAGAAAAAAGCCCUACCAGUUGUCCCAAUGUGGCAAAAGCUAUAGCAAGCAGAGAAUAUAUCAGAGAACUCACACAAGAGAGAAACAAUAUGAAUGUCUAGAUUGCAAGAAAAAUUUCAGUCGAAAUUCCAGUUUGGCAAUAGAGCUGAUAGUUCACACAGGAGAGAAGCCUUUUGAAUGUCCUGACUUAGGGGAAAGGAAUGGUCUUGAGACACUAAAGGAGGCACACAAAGGAAUAAAACCAUUUGAAAAUCCUUUCAGUGGGAAAAGGUUCAGUGAGAAUCCCUUCCUGGUGAAGCACCUGAGGACUCCCACAAAAGAGAAACCCUUUGAAUGUCCUGAUUGUGGGGGAAAAAAUUAG